Messenger RNA from Ziziphus jujuba (common jujube), 747 nucleotides. Its product is annotated as putative disease resistance protein RGA3. Bases 1 to 747 code for a protein of 248 amino acids. The transcript has a single exon. The record is from RefSeq and is a predicted model, not a curated record. NCBI's taxonomy places the organism in Eukaryota, Viridiplantae, Streptophyta, Magnoliopsida, Rosales, Rhamnaceae. Gene Ontology annotation, biological process: defense response to other organism.
AUGCUGUACUAUAAAGAUCCAGAAACCGAGUGGUUGUCCCUCCACAAAACUGAAUUUUCGAAGAUAUCUCAAGAUGAUAGUGAUAUUUUACCCACAUUAAAGCUUAGCUAUGAUUGUCUCACCUCCAAUUUGAAACAUUGUUUUUCCUAUUGUAGCUUGUUUCCUAAAGAUCAUUAUAUUAAUGUAGAAAACCUUAUCAAGCUUUGGAUGGCUCAAGGAUUUAUUAAGGCAUCUGAUGCAAAUCAAUCACUAGAGGAUAUGGGCCGUGAAUAUUUUAUGGAAUUAUAUUGGAGAUCGUUUUUUCAAGAAGUGGAAGAAGAUGAGUUUGGUAAUAUAUAUUAUUGUAAAAUGCACGAUCUCAUGCAUGAUCUUGCACUAAAAGUAGCUGGAGCAAAGUGUGCUAUGUUACCAUCAGACAAAAAAGAUAUUGACAGAAGAGCUCGUCACUUGUCAUUCAAUUUUUCCUUAAAAUCAUCCCAACAGAUUCCAAUUUCUGUGUCUCAAACAGCAAAUAGGAUCCGAACAGUUCUUUUGCCUAGCCAACAAAGGGAACGUUAUGCAUUGAGAGAAAGUUUGCAGUUAUGUGAUGCAUUUUUUUCAAAUUUCAAGUUCUUACGUGCUUUGGAUCUGCAUGACUCUGGAUUAACGACAUUAUCAAAUUCCAUUGGAAAAUUGAGGCAUCUAAGAUAUCUCGAUCUUUCUGGUACAAAAAUCAAGGCAUUGCCUAAUUCCAUUACCAAGUUAUAG